Messenger RNA from Eruca vesicaria subsp. sativa (arugula), 1193 nucleotides. NCBI's taxonomy places the organism in Eukaryota, Viridiplantae, Streptophyta, Magnoliopsida, Brassicales, Brassicaceae. The record is from the annotation of a GenBank genome assembly.
GUAGUAAUGAAUACUAAAAAAGAAAAUAGAUUUUAUGAAAAUGGCGUCAAAAGGAGGAAGGAGGUUGAGUAUGGUUUACGCCAAACACAAAAUAAUAAAGAAAAGGAGUUGUUCGUAUCAUCUUCUACCUUAUAAAAACACACCAUCCUUGUUUCCCUCUACCUACACCGCACUCUCUCUUCUUCUUCCUCUGUCUCUCUCCUCUGUUUGGACACAUGGAUAAGGUCAACCUCCUGAAGAAUGGUGUUUUGAGACUACCACCUGGUUUCAGGUUUCAUCCCACUGAUGAGGAACUUGUGGUUCAGUAUCUCAAGAGAAAAGUCUUUUCUUCUCCAUUACCAGCUUCCAUCAUUCCUGAUGUCGAUGUUUGUAGAGCUGAUCCUUGGGACUUACCUGGCAAUUUUGAGAAUGAGAGGUACUUCUUCAGCACAAGGGAAGCCAAGUACCCAAAUGGGAACCGGUCUAAUAGAGCAACCGAGUCCGGUUAUUGGAAAGCUACCGGUAUUGAUAAAAGGGUUGUGACCUCUAGAGGAAACCAAAUCGUUGGUUUGAAGAAAACUCUCGUGUUCUACAAAGGCAAACCACCUCAUGGGUACAGAACCGAUUGGAUCAUGCACGAAUAUCGUCUCUCUUCCUCUCCUCCGGUACAAAUUUCUUUCUCUAAAUUUUCCGGUUUAGUCUCCGGUUAUCUCCACACAUGUCAUUUCACUAAACUUUUAAAGAUUAUAUUUUCUCUGCAGAGUUCUAUAGGCCACACUCAGAACUGGGUUCUUUGUCGUAUCUUCCUUAAGAAGAGAGCUGGUGACAAGAACGACGAGGAAGGAGAUAACCGGAAUCUUGAAAUAAUUACAUCAAACCAAACCGCAGAUAAAACCAAACCAAUCUUCUUCGACUUCAUGAGAAAAGAAAGGACUACGGAUUUGAACCUUUUGCCGAGCUCUCCUUCUUCUGAUCAUGCUUCAAGUGGAGUCACGACGGAGAUCUUCUCUUCCGAUGAAGAAACCAGUAGUUGCAAUAGUUUCAGAAGAAAUAUUUAGUUUAAUUUUAAUGUUGACUGUCUUAUAUAAUAAAUUUAUUUUAAUACGACUCUUCUCCCUUUUUUCCCAUGUUACUUGAAAACGAAUCUGUUUCUUGAACUGGUUGAAUUUUAUUUAAGUAACUAACCACCCUAUUCAAGAACAAUGCAUUAACUU